Trichoderma virens Gv29-8 is the source of this 1377-nucleotide messenger RNA. RefSeq lists its product as uncharacterized. Lineage: Eukaryota; Fungi; Ascomycota; Sordariomycetes; Hypocreales; Hypocreaceae. Gene Ontology annotation, molecular function: transmembrane transporter activity. The annotation marks the transcript as partial. The transcript has 2 exons. The record is from RefSeq and is a predicted model, not a curated record. Gene Ontology annotation, biological process: transmembrane transport.
GAUCCCAACGAUCCAUACAACUGGCCUUCUAGCCGCAAGAUCCUGACAGGCAUUAUUUUCUCCAUGGCGCAGCUAGUAACACUCAUGACUGCCAGCAUUAUUUCGGCAGCGCUAAACGAUAUCGCAUCAGACUUACAUAUUGGCAUGUCGUCGGCUCAGAUGAUCUUCUCGACCUAUUUCCUCGGCCUCGCGUUUGGUCCCUUUGUCGUUGCCGCGCUAUCGGAAAUGCAUGGCCGGAAAUGGGUUUGGGUCGCUGGAAAUAUCUGGUAUAUCAUUUGGAAUGCGAUAAGUCCUGUUGGCAAGUCUGCCAACAUGAUGAUUGUCAGCAGGCUCAUGGCGGGCUGCGGCGCUUGUGCGGGUGUAACCCUUACCGUUCCAACAAUGGCUGAUAUGUAUGGCAAAAGAGAUCGUGGGAAAGCAGCUUCAAUUGCAGCUUUGUUGCCCUCUUUGGGGCCUGCCCUCGGCCCUAUAGUUGGUGGUGUUGUCACCCAAUUGAUCGAGUGGCCCUGGAUUUUCCGUAUCAUGAGUAUCGUUACGUCUGUCAUUACUCUUGUAGGUAUCUUCUACAUAAAAGAGUCGUACACCCCAGCACUUCUUCGUCGCAAAGCCAGAGGAGGGCCAUGGAAACCUCAAGAAGCUCUCACCAAGGACUUUUGGUCAGAGUUUUCUAAGCGGUUGGGUUUAGGUAUUUGGAGACCUGUUCGUCUCUUAUUAACACGGCCAAUAAUCCAGCUUAUUGCAUUUGUCUUGGCUCUCAGCUUUGCCAUCUAUACGCUGCUUCUUGGCACGUAUGCAAUGAUGUUCAUUGAUCGAUAUGGGCAAACUCCAUCCAUCAGCGCCCUCCAUUACCUUGCAAUAGCUGUUGCAAUGACUUUCGCGGCCCAAGUCGGUGGUCGAUUGAUGGAUUUGUUGUAUAAACAUCUAAGUGACCGACGAAAUAAGGGACAAGGGAAACCUGAGUUUCGAGUGCCUUACUUAGUAUCCGGCGUCGUGUUCCUUCCUAUUGGCUUGGUCAUGUAUGGCUGGGCUGCAGAACGCAGGGUUGCUUGGCCUGUGGUUGAUGUUGGAGCCGUCAUUUUUGCAUUGGGUAGUGUCAUUGUCCCGCAGACACUCACUGCCUAUCAGCUAGAUGAGUUUGUCGAGCAUGGAGCGUCUGCCAGUGCUGCAACACGUGUCUUGGCCUACGUUCUUGGAUUUGCUUUUCCAACAUUUGCUCCAAUGCUGUAUAAUCGAUUUGGCUAUGGUUGGGGUAAUAGCAUGAUGGCACUAAUUUGGGUCGUCUUCUGUUUCCCAGUGCCUGUCAUUCUGUGGUUGUGGGGAGAGAAAAUCCGACGAUGGGGUAGACGAGACGAAGAGUGUCGUGUGGAAGGGGUGUGA